CAUCAUGAUGUUGUCAGUGUGUCAGUGAAGGACUCACAGGAGAUCAGGACGCUGGUUAUGAGGAGAUUCUUCAGAGUUCACAGAGAUGAAGAUUACGGUCAGAUUCAGUAUCUCACGGCCAAAUGUAUCCGACUCACUCAGGAGAAAGCAGUGUUUCAGCACGAGCUGCUGGUGUCGAGAGAGCGGCUUCAGGCUCUACAGGCAGAGAUGGAGAGUGUGUCAGUGCGCUUGUGUCAUAAAGAGCAACUGUAUGUAGAGCUGAACAUUAAAUAUAAAGAACUGAUGAAGAGAUUUCAACAGCAGCAGGAGCAGUCAGACGUGCUGCAGCAGCGCAUGGUCUCUCUGACGGAGGACAGGUCGGAAGACGUGUCUCUGCUUUGUCUACAGCUGCAGCAGGUGAGCUCUGAAUUACAGCAGCUGCAGGGCUCUGAGACGCAACUCAUGGGCCUGCUGGACGAGCUGCACCAGGAGGCCCAGCUCAGAGCCAAGCAAGUAGAGGUCCUGGAGACGCAGCUGCAUGAGGAGGCCCUAUCAAAGACACAGCUAAUAGAAGACCUGGAGAUGCAGCUAAACAGUAAAUCACUUGAGCUGGCGGAGCUGCAGAUGUCUCAUGAUGCACUGCGGACGGAUCUGUGCGAUCAGCGUAGCGCCCACCAGAGGACAGUGGAGGAACUGCAGCGAGACAACACGGAGAGUCUUGGCAAACUGCGCGAGACGGCCGAACAGUUUGAGUGGCUGUGCGAGCAGCAGCGCAGGUGGAUGUGUUGCGUUAAGAGGUUUAAAGACUGUCUGUCAGGUGAGAAGGAGUCCCUGGAGCUGCAGGUGAACAGAUUACAGGUGGAGUUGGAUUCUGUGAGGAGAACCGUUCACUCUGACCGUCCUAUAGAACCCUGCAGCAGGUGUGAUUUUGAGGUGUUGUCUGAUCUUCAGGCUGAAGUAGAUCGCUGGAAAACACUGUAUGAAGACCUGCUGAACAAACAGACCACACAACAGGUUCAGCGGGCACCAGAUGUACAACACAAACCCCCGUGAAGAUCCACACACACACACAGACACACACACACACACACACACACACACACACACACUCACA
This is a messenger RNA of Myxocyprinus asiaticus (Chinese sucker), 1093 nucleotides long. RefSeq names its product hyaluronan mediated motility receptor. The record is from RefSeq and is a predicted model, not a curated record. The transcript is spliced from 7 exons. Gene Ontology annotation, cellular component: membrane. Gene Ontology annotation, molecular function: hyaluronic acid binding. NCBI's taxonomy places the organism in Eukaryota, Metazoa, Chordata, Actinopteri, Cypriniformes, Catostomidae. The coding region runs from base 58 to 1032 and encodes 324 amino acids.